This is a messenger RNA of Bufo gargarizans (Asiatic toad), 1314 nucleotides long. RefSeq names its product mitochondrial translation release factor 1 like (gene MTRF1L). The coding region runs from base 47 to 1294 and encodes 415 amino acids. The transcript has 7 exons. The record is from RefSeq and is a predicted model, not a curated record. Gene Ontology annotation, molecular function: translation release factor activity. Gene Ontology annotation, biological process: translational termination. NCBI's taxonomy places the organism in Eukaryota, Metazoa, Chordata, Amphibia, Anura, Bufonidae.
CCUCCGUCAUUGACGUGCGGGUUAGAGGUGAAAGUGCGUGUAAGCCAUGCUGCUCGGCGCCGCCCGGUGUGUUCUGUGCGGAGUUCGCACCUUACCCAGAAACGUUUGGGGGAACGUCCCUAAUGUAAUAAUUAGGUGGUCCGUCCUGCGGCAGGGGAUACUGGGAAGCCGGGCGGUAUCGGAUAAUGUCCGCUCUCCACUCCUAGAAGAGCUGAUAAGGAGCGAUGCUUGGAGCGGUUAUCUCAGGCGGCUGGAGGAAUGGGGGGCAGCGGGAGGAGGGGGCGACGUGGUGGUGCCGGGCUCAGAGGGGAGUCAUGUGCCGGAGCUGAAGCGGGUGCUGCCUGUCCUGCGGGAACUGCGGAGCAAGGAGAGGGAAGUGCAGGAGCUCCAGCAGCUGGCAGAGGAAAAUGAAGAUCUGCAAUCUCUGGCGACAACAGACAUGGCUUCCUGUGAGGAGGAGAUCAUCCACCUGAAAUACCAGGUGGCUUGUCUGUUAAUUUCCAAAGACGAAGCUGACGACUGUAAUCUUAUAUUAGAGGUGACCGCUGGUGUCGGAGGACAAGAGGCCAUGCUCUUCACUGCUGAAAUAUUUGAUAUGUAUCAGCGCUAUGCCGCCUAUAAAAACUGGAGCUUUGACAUACUGGAAUAUUUUCACAGUGACUUAGGAGGAGUGCGGCAUGCAACAGCAAGUAUGGGUGGUUUUGAUGCUUAUAAACACUUGAAAUAUGAAGGUGGUGUGCACAGAGUUCAGAGAGUCCCCAGGACUGAGAAACAAGGACGGACUCAUACAAGUACUAUGACUGUAGCUAUUCUGCCACAACCAAGUGAGAUUAAUUUAGUGAUUAAUCCCAAGGAUUUACGUAUUGAAACCAAAAGAGCAAGUGGUGCCGGAGGCCAGCACGUAAAUACUACAGAUAGUGCUGUAAGGAUUGUGCACGUACCAACUGGCAUAGUUUCUGAAUGCCAGCAAGAAAGAUCUCAAAUCAAAAACAAAGAGACUGCCAUGAAAGUUCUCAGUGCAAAGUUAUACAACAUGAAGUUAGAAGAGCAGGUUAAUAAACGACAAAAUGCAAGAAAAAUCCAGGUCGGGACAAAAGGAAGGUCAGAAAAAAUUCGUACUUACAACUUCCCUCAGGACCGUGUUACAGACCAUCGGAUUGGCAAGUCUGUGCACAACAUUGAUGGAUUCUUGUUGGGUGAUGAACUUUUAGAUGAGAUGAUUCAGGAUCUUAGUGAAUUUUCUGACUAUGAAUCCCUCAUGGAAAUGAUUGAAAGUACGAAGAUCUGUAAAUAAAGGUGCUUUAUUUUCUAGGC